GUUAUUCUUUAAACAUUUUUUAACAUUCUUAACUUUCUCUUCUACUGUAUCUGCAGUACACAUUCCCUCUGUUCCGUGAAACUGUUUUGACAAGUGCCUUUUUGUAACUGAUUGGACAAAAGCUAUUGAAAUUGAGAUAAACCCCAUUCCAUAUGUCUUUUUUAUAAACUGAAUGUGGAACUGUGCCAUCCUUUCUUCGUUUCAUUACGAUAUUGAUUCAGUUUCCAGUCAGGUGUCAAGAACUUUGGUGUUGUUUCUGCACAGAAUUUUCUCAAUUAUAAAUGCUUUAUUGGAAUUGUAUGCACAAACGAUUUUUCAAAAUUCAUUUCUUAAAGAAUUAACCAGACAAGGAAUUAGCGAUUAAAUAGCACAAGCGGCUGCAACACCACUUCAAGUGGUCGAUGGUUAUCCAUAAUUAACAAACUUAGUUUCUCACUUAACGUAUUUACUGAACAGAAUAUACAGUAUUUGUUGUGUUAUUUGAAUUACGACCGAUAUCAUGUAAGACUAAAUUUGUAUGUGUUAACCGGUCACUUAACAGCGUCUCCGUUAGUGCUGGGUGAGGUCGUUUAAUAAUAACAAUAAUUGUACAUUUUCUGAUGCAUGAAUAUUCACAUUUAUUGGAGACUCUGUUCUAUAUAAUCGUUGGAUUUUCAUAUUUAUUUUCAAAUAUAACAAUUUGUAAAUGAUUUUGGUGCCUGUGGUAUAGCAUUUUGAAGACUUGGUCCUUAUAUUGUUUGCGGUCUUCAUUUAAUUUUAUUUGUAAUGGUCUGAAUUAUCUUGUUUUAGAAAUUUUUUGACUGAAUUCUGACCAGCCUUAGUUGGAAUAUGUGCAUCCUGUGCAUGUUGCUUCAAUAUAACAUUUACAUCACAAAUCGUUAUAGAAUAAAUGGAAUGCGUCGAGCAGUGUAAUCCAGUACGCUCGUUUCAUCCUUUUUGAGACUUGCCAGCUGGAUGCACCUGUACCUCUGUAUUGUUUGCAAAAUGACUCGGAUCCAGUAUCUUUCACUUCAAACACCCAACUGGUUAUAUAAUUCAUGAAGUUUCUUAUUGUCAUUUAGGGAAUUUCUUUUAUAGAUGUUAAGGAAAGUGUGGUUUUCCAUUUCCAACGAAUUCGUGUGUUCCGCACUCAUGUUAUUUCUGUACGAGUUUCACACGUUAAAUACAAUUUCAGAUUUUUUAUUUACUUUCUAUAAUGUUUGAUUCAACCCUUGUUUUACUCUUGACAAGUUUCAUACAUUCUAGUCGCAGACUUUCUAGUAAUUUUUCAACUUAAAAUCUUUUCAGAUUCCGAAAUUGUCACCAUUCUCAUAUUACUCCCUGUUACCGAAUUUCCCGAGUACCAGACUGCUUCGCUUUGGAACUUCAUUAGUACAACUUUGCAGAAAGUCGUCCAAUCAGAGUGGAAAAGUUGGUGACUAUGGUGCAGCUGUUACUCGAUUGCGUUUUCCAGUUUCUUCAAGACCGAUUCGUAUGAGAAGGGCUGAGGGUGUUGGUGGUGGUGUAACAGGUCGUAUGAUGUUGCUUAGACGGUAUGUUUCAAAGCUAUUUGAUGAUGAACGCAUCGAAUUACCAUGGCCACAUGCUACUGAAACUCGAUUAUACGCUGAGCGUUUGAUUCAGGAAAGCAUCUUGGCAUCAGCUGAACAGGAUCUCGUUUCGCUAUUUGAACUUUGGAAAAAUUCUAAGGAACCAAAAACCAACGAUAAACUCAAUCUUGGUAUUCUAGAGCUUUCUGUGUUUUGGCUAACUGAGGAACGUUUAGUUGAAAAAUUAUUCAAGGUAUUUGUACCAAGAUACAGGUUUUAUGAACGCUCAUACACUAGUUUGUUUCAGAUUUUUCCUCCAGUUCAUCCGAUAAAAUCUAGUGGUACUAAAUUAUUUGGAAUAUUGGAAUUGCACGGAAAUCCAUGGCCACCUGUUCGUGGUCAUGGUAUAAUUGGACGAAGUUUAAAUCCAGAACCAUUUCAAGAUCGUUAUCUCAUCAAUGUUCUAUUGGAUGCUGCACGUGAAUCAUCAGCUAAGAAGAAUUGUACACCAUCCACAUCAUCACCUAUUGUAAUUGAUUAUGAACUACGUCCAAUUAAUUGAUUGUAUGUGAUACACUUAUGUAAAUAUCCAUGAUUUAUCUAUUAACGGAUCUUGUAUGUCUAUACUUCUAUUCCAUAUUCCUUAUAAAUACUUGGAAAACUUUUCAUAUUAUGAAAUAAAUUUGCAUUUUACUGCAUGUACUCUUUUUGAUUUUUCGAUUUAUUGAAAGAAAUUGUUAGUUUCAGUAUAUUUCUAAAAGACUAUUUUAUACCUUAUAAGCCGUUAAAAGUUUGACAUUUUCUCUGUGUAGUGUAAAAAAUGUGUGUGUUUUUUAAAAAUAAACCGUUUUUACAGACUUAAGUAGAAUCAAUUGUCUAG
Molecule: messenger RNA, 2409 nt
Organism: Schistosoma mattheei
Lineage: Eukaryota; Metazoa; Platyhelminthes; Trematoda; Strigeidida; Schistosomatidae
Source: the annotation of a GenBank genome assembly